UGCCUGCGCGACGUGGCCGACGACGCGGCGCGCAACUUCGAGGCCGACGUCAGCUACCACGAGCAUCAGAAGGCCGGGUUCAAGUGGGGCCCGUUCGAGGACAAGCUGCGCAGCGACCUCGGGAGGGCCAGCGAGCUUCUGGUGGCUGCUGGCGUGGCGACGGUCCAGGAGCUCUCGGAUACCACAACGCUCGCGAGGACGGUCAUGAGGUCGAACUCCAGACAGGCCUGCGGUUGCGCGCCCGUCGACGAAGAGUCCAGGGACAGCAGGGAGAGCGAGGGCAGCGAGGAGAGCAUGUUGCUGGAGGAGUGA
Prorocentrum cordatum is the source of this 312-nucleotide messenger RNA. The record is from the annotation of a GenBank genome assembly. NCBI's taxonomy places the organism in Eukaryota, Dinophyceae, Prorocentrales, Prorocentraceae.